ACCAGGGGCUGCAUCGCCUUCUUGUAAACCGACUUUACGCGUCCGGGAUUUAUUCUUCUGUUGUUAACAAAUACAACAUCAACCAAGAAGAGUAAACAGAUAUGAGCACUGCGUGGAGACAACUGCGGAUGUCGGGGAAGGAAGUCUCCCUCGACUGGAUAUUACCCAGCGGCCAGUCCUUUCGAUGGAAGAGAGAAGGCGAAGAAUGGGUAUCCGUCAUCCAAGACGCGGUGAUAAUCCUCCGCAACGACCCCUCGACCGACAACAUCACAUACUGCACACUCGAUCCCCGUUCUCCAGAAACCACAAUCAAGCACGAGUCCAAACCAGCCCAAAUCCCUCCGUCCCCGCCAAAGUCUCCUCCUCCGGCUUACGAGAUCGACUCCGCCGUGCACGACUACUUCAACUCCUCAAUCAAGCUCGCUUCGCUCUACCGCGAGUUUGGCGCGCGCGACAAGUACUUCAAGCAGAUUGCAGACCGGUUCGUGGGCAUAAGAAUGCUGAGGCAAGAUCCGUGGGAAUGUCUCUGCAGUUUUAUCUGCAGCAGUAAUAACAGUAUAAAACGAAUCACCCAGAUGAUUGAUAAUCUCUGCGCCACAUACGGCACCUACAUCGCCACCUACAAAGACAUAGACUACUACACCUUCCCCCGUCCGUCUACGCUCGCGUCCUCUCCAAACUGCGCUGCAAAGCUCCGCGAGCUCGGCUUUGGAUACCGCGCAGAUUACGUCUACAAAACCGCAAAGGCAGUCGCGGACUGGGAAGCACAGGGAAACCAGCUCUCCGACAUGCGCGGCAAGCCAUAUGACGACGUUCGCGAGUUUCUGCUCCAGUUCACUGGAGUGGGCCCGAAAGUUGCAGACUGUGUCGCUCUUAUGUCCUUCGACUGCCACGAAUCAGUCCCCAUCGACACUCACGUAUUCAACAUUGUCAAACGGCGGUACAGUCCGAAAACAAAGAUGGUCUCAAAGACAAUGUCGAAGGUCGUCUACGACGAGCUCUCGCUUUAUCUAAGAGAUCUCUGGGGACCCUAUGCGGGAUGGGCCCAGGCCGUCAUAUUCAUUUCCGAACUGAAUAGAGAUAAAUGAUCUAAUUGAAUGACUAGUUAUGGUCAACUAGUAACUAUACGCAUACUAUGGCAUCACCUUCUUACAUUAAAUCCAUAUAGACAACUUAUUCGAGUCUUCAAAAGUGUGUACUCUCCCGAAAGAAUUUAUAGAUAUGUAGAAAAAAACUAUGUACCUCGCUUGAAAAAACAGAAAAUAGUGUAAUAAUUGCAGCUCCGAUUUUUUAAAAUGCGCCAAACAAUAGAAAGUACAUUUCACUGAGAGAGAUUGGAUAGAAAAAAGGUAUAAGGAAAUACAAACAAUAAAAA
This is a messenger RNA of Myxozyma melibiosi, 1375 nucleotides long. RefSeq names its product mitochondrial glycosylase/lyase. NCBI's taxonomy places the organism in Eukaryota, Fungi, Ascomycota, Lipomycetes, Lipomycetales, Lipomycetaceae. The record is from RefSeq and is a predicted model, not a curated record. Gene Ontology annotation, cellular component: nucleus. Gene Ontology annotation, molecular function: 8-oxo-7,8-dihydroguanine DNA N-glycosylase activity; damaged DNA binding. The transcript is spliced from 5 exons. Bases 102 to 1088 code for a protein of 328 amino acids. Gene Ontology annotation, biological process: nucleotide-excision repair; base-excision repair, AP site formation; base-excision repair.